This is a messenger RNA of Juglans microcarpa x Juglans regia, 1382 nucleotides long. RefSeq lists its product as uncharacterized. Lineage: Eukaryota; Viridiplantae; Streptophyta; Magnoliopsida; Fagales; Juglandaceae. The coding region runs from base 139 to 1215 and encodes 358 amino acids. The transcript is spliced from 11 exons. The record is from RefSeq and is a predicted model, not a curated record.
GAGCUACAAUGACCACACGAAAACUUAUUCGCCCAAUCUCAUCGGCCCGGCAGCUCCGUCACUGCCCCAGUUGUCCUUUUCCAGAUCUCUGCGUACUUGCUAUUUGACAGAAAAUGAGUCCGGAAUAGGAAAAGGAAAAUGAGCCUUGAAAUGGCAAUGGCCGUGAGACCGAGAAGCAUGAGGAUCCCUCCUUGUUUUUCUUCCAUGCUUUCGUUAUCAUCGGUCAGAGUUCGCAUGGGGUUCACGUUCAAUACGAAUUCAUCGACGAAUAGAAUUCCGUUUCUGAAAGCAAUUCGAAGUUCUCAAGCACAAGCAUCAGCAUCCACUGUUUCUCUUAAACAGCGAAGGCCUCAGAACGUAGACGGAGAGUUUUUUGUUGACCACACAUGCAUAGACUGCGAUGCUUGUCGAUGGAUGGCUCCGCAAAUUUUCACACGAGUUGAUGAACAGUCUGCAGUUCUUAAACAACCAACAUGUGAAGAGGAACGACUAAAAGCUCUACAGGCCUUGAUUUCAUGUCCAACAAGCUCAAUCCGUACAGAGAAACCUCCUCCUGAUAUUCUAAGUGUGCAGAAAACAUUUCCACUUCCAAUAGAUGAGCAGAGAGUUCCAGGUGUUUAUCACUGUGGUUAUCACUCUGAGAAAUCAUAUGGGGCAGCUUCUUAUUUGAUUGUUCAUCCUGAAGGAAACAUACUUAUAGACAGCCCAAGAUUCACGGAGAGACUAGCAAGUAAUAUUGAGAAGCUGGGUGGGGCACGUUACAUGUUUCUGACCCACAAGGAUGACAUAGCAGAUCAUGAAAGGUGGACAAAGCGACUAAAGUGUGAUAGAAUUCUGCACUCUCUAGAGGUUGAAGACUCUACUACAAAUGUAGAGAUAAAGCUAGAGGGGAGUGGCCCCUGGAGCCUUUUCCAGGACAUCCAACUGAUACACACUCCAGGCCACACAGAUGGAUCAGUCUGCUUAUUUUAUACAUCCCUCGAUAUUUUGUUCACUGGGGACCAUCUGUUUAUGACAGAAUCUGGGCUGGCCAUUUCAGAGAAGUUCAACUUUUUUUCAGUUCCCAUACAAUUGAACAAUGUUCGGAUUCUGUUAGACUUGGACUUCAAGUGGGUGCUACCUGGUCAUGGAAGGAGAGUUGAAUUCAAAGAUUACCAGGAGAAAAAUUCAAUCCUGGAGGCCUUCCUGCAGCAGAAGUCCAGUCAGUUAUUAUAAAUAUAAUACUUUUUCUUAUUCAACAACGUAUAUAGAGGUGUACGCAUAACGCACUUUAUAAGUUAGAAGUUUCCGAUCGGUUUGGUUGUAUAUGGGAUUGUAUACUGUAAUCUUAUUGUCUAUUUGCCCAAACACUCACUGAAAUAAGAACUGGACAUGCUUUUGUU